AAGAAGGGAGAUCAGAGAAUCCCUCCCUCUCUUCCCUCCACUUCCCAUGGCUUCCUUCCCCUCCGAUCUCAAACCCUAACCCUAACAAAAUUCGGAUCCAACGAUUGCCGAUCCGAUCUGAUCUCUUCUGGCGUCCGCCAUGGCGUCUGCGCAGCCCCUGGGGGGCUCGUCUCGCGCCGGCCGCGUCCUUGGUCCCGGCCUCGACAAGGUCAUCAAGAACGCCGCCUGGAGGAAGCACUCCAACCUUGUCGCCGCCUGCAAGGCGGCACUCGACCGCCUCGAUGCCGUCACCGACUCCGAUGACUCUCUCGCCUCCCCCCUCCUCGGCCUCUCCACCUCCGACGCCGACACUGUCCUCCACCCCCUCGCCCUCGCCAUCGACGCCGCCUCCGCCAAGGUUGCCGAGCCCGCUCUCGAAUGCGCCCAGAAGCUCUUCUCCCACGGCCUCAUCCGCGGCGAGAUCGACCACCGAUCCGAGGGCGACAACCACCACCUCCACGCCGCGUCCCGCCUCGUCGGAUCCAUCUGCGGGUGCGGCGGGCUUGGCGAGGACGCGAUCGAGCUCGCCAUGCUCCGCGUCCUCAUCGCUGCUGUCCGGUCGCCUGUCGUGCUGAUCCGCGGGGAGUGCCUGGCCCAGAUCGUCAAGAGCUGCUACAACGUGUACCUCGGUAGCCAGAGCGGGGCCAAUCAGCUGUGCGCCAAGCUGGUUCUGGCUCAGAUCCUGGCCAUCAUGUACGCCCGGGUGGAGGUGGAUGCGAUGGAGGUCGGGGUUCGCUCGGUGUCGAUCGCUGAUAUGUUGGAUCUCUCCGACAGGAACUUGAAUGAUUCGAGUCUGGUACACGCUGCACAGAAUUUCAUCAAUGAGGCGAUGGAAGGAAGCGAAUCUGAUGCGCUUCCACUAAAGGUACAGAAAACGGAUAGGGAGGUGAAUGGGGGAGUUGAUUCAGGUGAAUUGAGUAAAAUUAGGGAGGAUGGGCUGUUCCUGUUCAAGAACUUGUGCAAGCUUUCCAUGAAGUUCUCGACACAGGAGAAUCCAGAGGAUCCUCUUUUGCUGAGGGGGAAAGUUUUGUCUUUGGAGCUGCUGAAGAUGGUAAUUGACAAUGCUGGAUCACUUUGGCGAACAAACGAGAGGUUUCUUGGGACGAUCAAGCAGUACCUCUGCUUAUCAUUGUUGAAGAAUAGCGCUUUAUCUGUGAUGAGUAUCUUUCAGCUUCUAUGUUCGAUUUUCUUGGGCUUGUUAAGGUUUAGAUCUGGGCUGAAAGAGGAAAUUGGAAUUUUCUUUCCUAUGCUUGUCCUACGCAUUCUUGAAAAUGUGCUUCAGCCUAGUUUCUUGCAAAAAAUGACAGUUCUCAACCUGUUGGAAAAGAUCUGUCAGGAUCCACAGAUGAUUAUUGAUAUUUUUGUGAACUAUGACUGUGACGUGGAUGCACCAAACAUUUUUGAGAGGAUUGUCAAUGGUCUUCUGAAGACUGCUCUAGGUGUGCCUUCUGGAUCUGUAACAACAUUGUCCCCAGCACAGGAUAAUACAUUUCGCAUUGAGUCAGUCAAGUGCCUAGCUGGUAUCAUAAAGUCAAUGGGUGCAUGGUUGGAUCAGCAAUUGAGAAUUGAAGAUUUUUCUCCAAGAAGUGCUGAAACUGAUUAUUCGAUAGAAAAUAGUAGCUCAUUCACUGGAGAAGAAGGAAAUGGAUUUGACUAUGAGCUGCAUUCUGAUACCAAUUCUGAAUUAUCAGAUGCUACCACAUUGGAGCAACGACGGGCUUAUAAAAUAGAAUUUCAGAAGGGUAUCUCGCUAUUCAAUAGGAAACCUUCGAAAGGUAUUGAAUUUCUGAUUAACACCAAGAAGAUAGGUGCUGCUCCGGAGGAUGUAGUUUCAUUCCUGAAAAACACCACUGGGUUGAAUCAAACAAUUAUUGGUGACUAUUUGGGUGAAAGGGAGGAGUUCCCUUUGAAAGUUAUGCAUGCAUAUGUGGAUUCAUUUGAUUUUGAACGUAUGGAUUUUGGUGAAGCCAUUAGGUUUUUCUUACGGGGCUUUAGGUUGCCUGGUGAAGCACAGAAAAUUGAUCGCAUCAUGGAGAAGUUCGCAGAACGCUACUGCAUAUGCAACCCUAGUUCUUUUACCAGUGCAGAUACUGCAUAUGUUCUUGCUUAUUCUGUGAUAUUGCUAAAUACAGAUGCACACAACAACAUGGUCAAAGACAAGAUGUCUAAAACUGAUUUCAUUCGCAAUAAUCGAGGAAUAGAUGAUGGAAAGGAUUUACCAGAAGAUUAUUUGGGUUCCUUGUAUGAUCAAAUAGUGAAACAUGAAAUAAAAAUGAAUGCUGAUUCCUCAGCUCCACAGAACAAGCAGAUAAGCAGUAUCAAUAAGCUUUUGGGCUUGGACAGUAUUUUCAGCUUAAUCAAUUGGAAGCAAUCAGAAGAAAAGGCUUUAGGUGCAAAUGACUUACUCAUUAAGAAUAUCCAGGAGAAAUUUAAAGCAAAGAGUGGGAAGUCAGAGUCUGUGUUCUAUGCUGUCAGUGAUACAGCUAUUCUGAGAUUUAUGAUGGAGGUUUGCUGGGCCCCAAUGAUGGCUGCUUUCAGUGUGACACUAGACCAAAGUGACAAUAAGGCUGCUACAUCUCAUUGUUUGCAGGGUUUCCGAUAUGCUGUGCAUGUCACCUCAGUAAUGUGUAUGCAAACGCAGAGAGAUGCUUUUGUUACAUCUGUAGCCAAAUUUACAUACCUUCACUCUGCUGCUGACAUGAAGCAGAAGAAUGUUGAUGCUGUGAAGGCUAUAAUAUCGAUAGCCAUUGAAGAUGGUAAUUAUUUACAAGAAGCAUGGGAGCAUGUAUUGAUGUGUCUUUCACGAUUUGAACAUUUACACCUGCUGGGAGAGGGUGCUCCUCUUGAUGCUUCAUUCUUUACAGUAUCUCUCAUGGAGUCAGAGGAAAAGUCACAGAAGUCUCCUACCAUUCCACCCUCAAAGAGAAAAGGAAAUGCCCUUCAAAAUCCAGCUGUAAUGGCUGUUGUCCGAGGGGGUUCUUAUGAUAGUGCAUCAGUUGGAGUUAAUGCUUCAGCAUUGGUUACUCAAGAACAGAUUAAUAAUUUUAUUUCAAAUUUAAAUUUACUGGACCAGAUUGGAAGUUUCGAGCUAAACCACAUAUUUGCUCAUAGCCAGAGAUUGAAUGGUGAUGCAAUAGUAGCUUUUGUAAAGGCUCUUUGCAAGGUUUCUAUCGCAGAAUUGCAGUCUCCUACAAAUCCUCGUGUUUUCAGCCUUACAAAAAUUGUAGAAAUUGCGCAUUAUAAUAUGAACCGCAUUCGAUUGGUGUGGUCUCGCAUGUGGAGUGUUUUGUCUGACUUUUUUGUCUCAGUUGGGUUGUCUGAAAAUCUUUCAGUUGCAAUAUUUGUGAUGGAUUCAUUGCGACAGUUGGCUAUGAAGUUUCUGGAGAGAGAAGAAUUGGCAAAUUAUAACUUUCAGAAUGAAUUCUUGAGACCUUUUGUGGUGGUUAUGCAGAAAAGCAGUUCUUCAGAAAUCAGGGAACUAAUUGUUCGAUGUAUUUCCCAGAUGGUUUUGAGUCGCGUAAAUAAUGUAAAAUCUGGCUGGAAAAGUGUUUUUACGGUUUUUACCACUGCUGCUGCCGAUGAACGUAAAAAUAUUGUUCUAUUAGCUUUUGAGACGAUGGAGAAAAUAGUUCGUGACUACUUUCCCUAUAUAACUGAGACAGAGACCACAACAUUCACUGACUGUGUUAAGUGUCUCAUCACAUUCACGCACAGCAGAUUCAAUAGCGAUGCCAGCCUUAAUGCUAUUGCAUUUCUUCGGUUCUGUGCUGUUAAACUUGCAGAAGGAGGAUUAGUCUGCUAUGAUAAGAACACCGAGUGCCAUCCAGAAAACAGAAAUCCUUCAGAUGGAAAUAACUUUUCUGAGAAAGAUGACCAUGUUUACUUUUGGGUCCCUUUGCUUGCUGGUUUAUCAAAAUUGACGUCUGAUCCGAGGCCUACAAUUAGAAAAGGUGCUUUAGAAGUACUCUUUGACAUUUUGAAGGACCAUGGGCACCUCUUCUCGUGCACUUUUUGGAACAGUAUCUUCAAAUCUGUCAUUUAUCCUAUAUUUAGCAAUGCACGCAGCAUACUUGAUGGUCAGGUCUCUCCAAUGCAUAACUCUGAAAUCCUUGAGGAAGAUUCCUGGAGUCCAGAAACUGAUGCCGUGGCAGCACAGUGUUUAGUGGACUUAUUUGUUAAGUUUUUUGAUGAUGUGCGUUCACAACUAGCAAUGGUUGCAGCUAUUCUCACAAGUUUUGUGAAAAGUUCCUAUCCACAAUUAGCCAGCAUAGGUGCGGCUGCUUUACUGCAUUUGACAGGACACCUUGGAAGCAAACUCUCAGACACAGAAUGGAAGGAGAUUCUGUUGCAUUUAAAAGAAGCAGCUACUCUGUUAUUGCCUGUAUUUUCAAGAAUUGUCAGAAUAAUGCAAAAUAUUGAAAUUUCAGAUAAAACUCAAGCUUAUUCUGAUGCUGAACAGUAUUCAGAUCAUGAAUUUGUUAACGAUGAGGAGGAUGCUAAUAUGGAGACCGCAUCUUAUGUAGCUGUAAGACUGAAGAGUCACAUAGCUGUGCAGCUUAUGGUUGUACAGGCUGUUAUGAAGUUGUAUGAGGUACAUCAUAGAAGCUUUUCACCAGCCCAUAUUAAUAUUCUUUUGGAGAUACUCUCAUCAAUUUCAUCACAUGCAAGUGAAGUGCAUUCAGAAACUGCCCUACAGCUGAAAUUACAGAAAGCAUGUUCCCUCUUGGAGAUUUCUGAACCCCCGGUGGUUCACUUUGAGAAUGAAUCUUACCAGAACUACCUCAAGUUCCUGCAAAGUCUACUAAAUGAUAAGCCAUCUCUGUCAGAAGAGUUGCGCGUAGUUUCCCAAAUAGUGGCAGUUUGUCAGAGAAUAUUACAGAUAUACUUAAAUUGUGCUGGAUACCAACCAAAGCACCAGAAUCCAAGCAACGGUCCAUCUUUACGCUGGAUACUUCCUUUAGGUUCAGCCAGGAAAGAGGAAUUGGCUGCUAGGACUAACUUGGCUGUGUUGGCUCUGCGGGUGUUGAGCAGCUUGGAGAGAAAUUCAUUCAAAAGAAACUUGCAAUGCUUUUUCCCUUUAUUAGUUAAUCUUAUUCGUUGUGAACAUGUCUCUGGAGAAGUACAGCAAGUGCUAUCAGAUAUAUUUCAGUCAUCAAUAGGGCCAUUAAUAUUGACUUUGUGAUAUUUAUGCUAAUAUAUAUUUCAUUCUUUUCCCCCUUAUAGUAUUGUUUUUUGA
This is a messenger RNA of Phoenix dactylifera (date palm), 5275 nucleotides long. Its product is annotated as SEC7-like guanine nucleotide exchange family protein. Gene Ontology annotation, biological process: regulation of ARF protein signal transduction. Lineage: Eukaryota; Viridiplantae; Streptophyta; Magnoliopsida; Arecales; Arecaceae. Gene Ontology annotation, molecular function: guanyl-nucleotide exchange factor activity. The record is from RefSeq and is a predicted model, not a curated record. Gene Ontology annotation, cellular component: trans-Golgi network.